UCUGUCAGACAUUCAGUCAAGUUCAGUCGCAAAAUGUUGCAGGAAAUAAUUUGUAUUAUCCUUGUUAUUAAUUCAUUUAAUUCGUUUAGUGCUGCAAUUCAUGUUUCUGAAUACAACGAAACAAAUUUAGUUUCUUUAUUUAGAUCUCAGUUAUCUGAGUUGAGAGCUGGACAGGAAAAGAUGAUGAAUAAACUUGCUGACGAAUCGGAAUUUCGAGCAGAUUUGCAGCUUAUAAAAGCAGAACUUGAACUACUGAAAAAACAUAUAAAUGUUGUGGUAUCGGAUAAUCAAUGUAGAGCAGAGACCGACAAACAGAAAAAAGAUAUAAUUGGUAAGGAAACAAAAAUUCGAACACUGAAAGCAGAUAUCCUAACUCUGAGAACGGAGUUGCAGCAAAAAAAUAAAGAUUUAAUUGAUAAGGAAACGAAUAUUCUGACUUUACAAGCAGAGUUGGAAAUCCAAAAGAAAAGUGUACUUGACAAGCAGUCUCAUAUCCAAUUGCUUAAAAAUGAAAAUCAGCAUCUUAGAACGGAGCAGGAGCUUAAUAGAAAGUUACUUCAAACACACAAUUGUGCAGAAGCCAAGUCUAGUGGGAUUAAGGAAAUACUCCUCCCCAAAUUUAGUAGUCAACCUUUUAAAGUUGCCUGCGAUGCGAAAACCCAAGGAGGAGGUUGGACCAUUAUCCUGAGAAGGAUGGAUGGCAGUGUAAAUUUUAAUCGAAACUGGACGGAAUAUAAAAAUGGAUUUGGUGAUCUGAAUGGCGAGUUCUUCUUGGGCUUAGAUAAGAUAUUUGAAAUAACGGCAGAAAGAAGGCAAGAGUUACUUGUUCUUCUCGAGGACUAUCAGGGAGUCAAUGCAUUUGAGAAGUACGAUGUAUUCGCAAUUGGAAACGAGGAUCAACAAUAUGAAUUACACACUUUGGGCAAAGCCAGUGGAACUGCAGGUGAUUCAUUCUCACGUCAUCGUGGCAGCAAAUUUUCUACAUUCGAUCGGGAUAAUGAUGGUAGAUCGGAUAGAAACUGCGCCGAAGUAAAGACUGGCGGCUGGUGGUACCGUUCCAGCUAUAAUUGUGAAUACUGCCAAUUGACGGGAACAUACGGAAACAACAAUUUUCUCAAAGGCGUCAAUUGGUACGACUUUGGGAGAUCUGAAUACUCCUUGAAGAAGGCCGUUAUGAUGAUUCGGCCCAGAAAGUGAAUUCCCAAGUCUUAAAAGGAGUUUCUUUAUUAUAUGCAUAUUUUUCUAGAGAAUUUAAAUAAAAACCAUUGUCAUUCUCUGUA
Messenger RNA from Drosophila innubila, 1280 nucleotides. Its product is annotated as fibrinogen-like protein 1. NCBI's taxonomy places the organism in Eukaryota, Metazoa, Arthropoda, Insecta, Diptera, Drosophilidae. The coding region runs from base 34 to 1197 and encodes 387 amino acids. The record is from RefSeq and is a predicted model, not a curated record. The transcript is spliced from 3 exons.